AUGGCCGACAUGCUGGGCCUGAUGGAGAGACUGGAACGUGCGGUCAGCCGGCUGGAGAAGCUGUCUGCAGGCUCACGUGGGCCUCCUGGAGACUGUGGAGAAGUUAAUGGUGUCAAUGGAGGCGUGGCACCGUCUGUGGAAGCCUUUGACAAGCUGGUGAACAGUAUGGUGGCUGAGUUCUUAAGGAACAGCAGAGUCCUUGCUGGGGAUGUAGAGACCCAUGCUGAAAUGGUGCACAGUGCUUUCCAGGCCCAGCGGGCUUUCCUUCUCAUGGCCUCUCAGUACCAACAACCCCAGGAGAAUGAGGUGGCUGUCCUUCUGAAACCCAUAUCAGAGAAGAUUCAAGAAAUCCAGACUUUCCGAGAGCGAAACCGAGGGAGCAGCAUGUUCAACCACCUCUCGGCCGUCAGCGAGAGCAUCCCCGCCCUGGGGUGGGUAGCUGUGUCCCCCAAACCUGGCCCUUAUGUCAAGGAGAUGAAUGAUGCCGCUACCUUUUACACUAACAGGGUUCUGAAGGAACACAAACACAGUGAUCUUCGCCACGUGGAUUGGGUGAAAUCCUACCUCAACAUAUGGAGCGAGCUUCAGGCCUACAUCAAAGAGCAUCACACCACAGGCCUCACAUGGAGCAAAACAGGUCCUGUAGCACCCACAGCAUCCGUGUUUUCUGUCCUCUCCUCUGGGCCUGGUCUCCCACCACCACCUCCACCACCGCCUCCUCCUGGGCCACCUCCACUCUUUGAGAAUGAGGGUAAAAGUGAGGAGUCUUCUCCUUCUCGCUCAGCUUUAUUCGCCCAGCUUAACCAGGGAGAAGCCAUCACAAAAGGGCUCCGGCAUGUCACAGACGACCAGAAGACACACAAGAACCCCAGCCUGAGGGCUCAAGGACAAACUCGAUCUCCAACCAAAACCCCCACGCCAAGCCCUACAUCUCCAAAAUCGAAUUCUCCUCAGAAGCACGCUCCAGUGUUCGAGCUGGAAGGGAAGAAAUGGAGAGUGGAAUACCAAGAAGACAAGAAUGACCUUGUCAUCUCAGAGACCGAGCUGAAACAAGUGGCUUAUAUUUUCAAAUGUGAAAAAUCCACUCUUCAGAUAAAGGGAAAAAUAAAUUCCAUCACUGUUGAUAACUGCAAGAAGUUUGGUCUGGUGUUUGAUAAUGUUGUGGGCAUCGUGGAAGUGAUCAACUCCAAGGACAUUCAGAUCCAGGUAAUGGGGAGAGUGCCGACAAUUUCCAUUAAUAAGACAGAAGGGUGCCACCUGUACCUCAGUGAAGAUGCACUAGACUGUGAGAUCGUGAGUGCCAAGUCAUCUGAGAUGAAUGUCCUGAUCCCUCAGGGUGAUGAUUAUAGAGAAUUUCCAGUUCCUGAGCAGUUCAAGACCGUAUGGGAUGGAUCCAAACUGGUCACUGAACCUGCAGAAAUCAUGGCCUAA
This is a messenger RNA of Arvicola amphibius (Eurasian water vole), 1431 nucleotides long. It is a transcript of the gene Cap2, whose product is annotated as cyclase associated actin cytoskeleton regulatory protein 2. NCBI's taxonomy places the organism in Eukaryota, Metazoa, Chordata, Mammalia, Rodentia, Cricetidae. The coding region runs from base 1 to 1431 and encodes 476 amino acids. The transcript has 12 exons. Gene Ontology annotation, molecular function: actin binding; adenylate cyclase binding. The record is from RefSeq and is a predicted model, not a curated record. Gene Ontology annotation, biological process: cytoskeleton organization; cell morphogenesis; regulation of adenylate cyclase activity. Gene Ontology annotation, cellular component: cytoplasm.